CCCAACGUCCCCUGGCCACUCUGGCCUGGGCGAAGCCAGCCGAUCGCUCCCAGUCCACUUGGGGUGGGCACGCCGCCCACCAGCCCUCUCUCCUUCCGCGAAGGUGAGGCUGAGGCUGGCGGCUGGCGAAGAGCAAGCCCCACGGAGUAAGACUUAGCGGGCAUCCGUGUGGAUCCUACGCGGAGCCGCGGCGCUCACCUGGGCCUUACCCGGUCCUCCGGGAUGGGUUCGGUCUCCUCGGCUCUGGUGCGGUCCCGCAACACCGUGGUGCAGCUGGGAUCCUCGCCGCCGCCGGCCGAAACGUCCCUAACUGCUCGCAGAGACACACCUGUGCGCAGCAAAACUCAGAGUCUGGGUCCUGGGCGCCGGGAGACGAGACGUCCCCCAGCCGCCGGAGAGGAGCCGCCCGCCCUGCCGAGCCCGAACGCGAGCCCGGGGCUGGGGAGAGCAGAGCUGUCCCCGGUGCUGAAGCUAGUGGCGAACAUGUCCCAACCUUUCUUGCUGGAAAGCUGCUGCCCAGCGGUUGCAAAUGAAGCUGGAGACAAGGCUGCCAAAUCUCUUGCCCGCUUUUCCCGGUCUAAGUCUCAGAACUGCCUGUGGAACUCCUUCAUCGAUGGGCUCACUGGAAAUGUCAAGGAGAAGCCAAAACCAACAAUUGUCCAUGAUCCCCGUCCCCCAGAGGAAAUCCUAGCAGAUGAAUUGCCUCAGUUGGAUAGCCCGGAAGCUUUGGUGAAGACAUCCUUCAGGUUACGGUCUUUGGUCAAGCAGUUAGAGAGAGGAGAGGCUUCAGUGGUAGACCUUAAGAAGAAUUUGGAAUAUGCAGCUACAGUGCUUGAAUCUGUCUAUAUCGAUGAAACUAGGCGACUUCUGGAUACAGAGGAUGAGCUUAGUGACAUACAAUCAGAUGCUGUGCCUUCAGAGGUCCGGGACUGGCUGGCUUCCACGUUCACACGACAGAUGGGGAUGAUGCUCAGAAGAAGUGAUGAGAAGCCCAGGUUCAAGAGCAUCGUCCAUGCAGUCCAGGCUGGAAUAUUUGUGGAGAGAAUGUAUAGACGGACAUCAAACAUGGUUGGAUUGAGCUAUCCCCCAGCCGUCAUUGAAGCACUGAAGGAUGUGGAUACAUGGUCCUUUGAUGUCUUUUCCCUCAAUGAGGCCAGUGGGGAUCAUGCAUUGAAAUUCAUUUUCUAUGAAUUACUCACACGUUAUGAUCUGAUCAGCCGUUUUAAGAUUCCCAUCUCAGCACUUGUGUCAUUUGUGGAGGCCCUGGAAGUGGGAUACAGCAAGCAUAAAAAUCCUUACCACAAUCUGAUGCAUGCUGCAGAUGUUACCCAGACUGUGCAUUACCUCCUCUACAAGACAGGAGUGGCAAACUGGCUGACAGAGCUGGAGAUCUUUGCUAUAAUCUUCUCAGCAGCUAUCCAUGACUAUGAGCAUACUGGGACCACCAACAAUUUCCACAUUCAGACUCGGUCUGACCCAGCUAUUCUGUACAAUGAUCGAUCUGUACUGGAAAAUCAUCACUUGAGUGCAGCCUAUCGUCUUCUGCAAGAAGAUGAGGAAAUGAAUAUUUUGAUCAAUCUUUCAAAGGAUGAUUGGAGGGAGUUUCGAACCUUGGUAAUUGAGAUGGUAAUGGCCACAGAUAUGUCUUGUCAUUUCCAACAAAUCAAAGCGAUGAAGACUGCCUUACAACAGCCAGAAGCGAUUGAAAAGCCAAAAGCUUUAUCCCUGAUGCUGCACACAGCAGACAUUAGCCAUCCAGCAAAAGCAUGGGAAUUACACCAUCGCUGGACCAUGUCUCUUCUGGAGGAGUUCUUCAGACAGGGUGACAGAGAAGCAGAGCUGGGGCUGCCUUUUUCUCCUCUAUGUGACAGAAAGUCCACCAUGGUUGCUCAGUCACAAGUAGGUUUUAUUGAUUUUAUUGUGGAACCCACCUUCACUGUGCUCACUGACAUGACCGAAAAGAUUGUGAGUCCAUUAAUUGAUGAAAGUUCCCAAACUGCCGGGACCAGACAGCGGCGUUCAAGUUUGAAUAGCAUCAGCUCAUCAGAUGUGAAACGGUCAGGUGUGAAAAGCUCUGGGUCAGAAGGAAGUGGCCCCAUCAAUAAUUCUGUCAUCCCUGUUGACUAUAAGAGCUUUAAAGCCACUUGGACUGAGGUGGUACACAUCAAUCGGGAGAGAUGGAAGGCCAAGGUGCCCAAAGAGGAAAAGGCAAAGAAGGAGGCUGAGGAGAAGGCACGCCUGGCAGCUGAGGAGAACCAAAAGAAACUAGAAGCCAAAAACCAAGCUGAAGAAGGAGCAUCCAGCAAAGCAGAUAAAAAGACAUCUGGAGAAACUAAGACUCAGUUCAAUGGAACAUAUACAAGCAAAAGUGACAACUCUCGUGGGAAGAACCCAAAAGGUGACUUGAAAGAUGGUAAAAAUAAGACAGAUAAGAAGGAUCACCCCAAUAGUGGAAAUGAUUCAAAGAAAACAGAUGAUUCAGAAGAGUAGAAAAGAACUCUCAUAGACUAAAAGAGGAUGCCACUGUCUUGCAUCAUUUUAGCUGAGCUGCUUCAUUCCUUCUUCUUCCACAAAGAACAUAUCUGGAGAAGGUGUAUAACUUUCAAAAACAAGCCCUCAACAUUUGGCCUCCUCUCAUGCCAUCUCCUCUCAGGGAAUGGUUCUUUGAGGGUUGAUUUGAGGUCUUAGAACUCUGGGCACGUUUCCCCUGAACAAACUCACUUGGGAUUUUUUUAUUUUUUCACAAACAUUAAAGUUUGAAGGAGCUUCCUCAAAAUCAUUUGCUAGUAAUCUGGCCUUCACAGCACUUAUCUGAGCUGGUAAGAACAGACAUCCUAGAUAUGCUGAGCAAGGCCUGGAAAAGUCACACACACACAGUGAUUGCCAUUUUCUUGUCAAUACCAUUACUUAAAAUGUUGUCUUUUACACUGGCUCUGGAUGGUGGAUGUAGCCAGACUGGCCUUCAUCACAGCUAAAAUAACAAUUCCAAUUCCUGGUUCUCUUUUUGAAUUGGGAACAUUCAGUUACCCCAAUUUCCUUUCAGACAUAAACAUUGUUCUUAUGCAUUUUUCCAUUUGUUUAAUAUGAAAUUCUGUUUUUUAAAAAGAGUGUUCUGCAAGAAUAUGUAAUUGAUGCUUAAUUUAGUCUGUAUAUUCCUGAAUAUAAACCUGAAUGUGUUAGCUGAUGGCCAUAUUGUCAGGUAGGAACCUAGCUGUUUUCACAGGGUAGCAUUCAUGACUAUAGUCAUUGAAAUUUUGACCACUGGAUGGUUACCUUCUUCUGAGUAUCUGUAAGUUGGCUUCAUUACUUGUAUCAGGUUUUGGUAAGGGUAGGGCACUAGUAUCAGGAUCAAAGGUUAGGUAAUUCCUUUCAUUUGAGUUAGUCUUUAACAAUACCAGAUAGGAGUCACUUAAUAGCAUAAAUAAAAGACAAGGUGUAUUGGGAACAAGGAUUAAAGAUACAGACUUUAAGUAGAAGCUAAUGAAAUGCAAGAGGAGUAUGAUUUGGUAGUUUUUGAUACAAGUGAUUUUCAUAAGGUGACUUUGGGUUACUCCUUCCUGAUAAUAAAUCAUGUGAUAUGAGAUUAGUAAUAGAGAGGAAGAGAGGUAGUGAUUGGUUUAGGAAUAUUCCACUAUUUGAUUUCUACAUUCAAAGCAUAUAGACAGAUAUUUAAAAUAAAUAUCUAUAUUGUUAAAACAAAAUACUGGUAUUUCUCAGAUAUAAAAAAUGUGGGCCACAAGACCUUUCCGCUCUCUGAAAUAGUCUGCAACAGGAAUGUCUGAGGAAUCAGAGGGAAAAGCCCAUAGCCAUUCACUAUAUUUUUCUGUGGAAGUAUAUGGGUCCUAGGUAACUAGAAUUUUAUGUGAAUCUUCUUUAAAUUAUUACAUAUUAGCAAUAGAUUCACACAUACUAAGCCAGUAAAACAAAGCAUGUCUUUGAGUUGCAUGCAACCUGUGGGCCAUCAGUUUACAAACUAUGCUCUUCAUGGUGGUCUAAUUUUGUAUAGCAAUUAAAUAAAACCAAGUAUGUGCUAGUUCUUGACUUGGAACCUGGGCCUUUUACCUCAUUUCUAUUCUGUAUUUUUGUACAUGAAGCUUCUGGGCCAAUCAAUAUAGAAUGCCUACAGCUUCCAUUUUUAUAAUCUAACAAGUAAUGCUAAACACUAUUUGAAAAAGAAACAGGAAUAUAGCCAUUUUUCUAGCACCAAUGAUGAUGGAAAUAUUUUUCAUCUGCUUUAAGUCAUUAAUCAGCUGAAAAAGAAUGGGAGAAUUUCAUGCCAUAUUGAACUUUGCUUAAAACACUCAGUGAGGAAAAACAAAAGCUCUGUGUUACUCAGUCAUAGUUUUUAAUUUAAGUGAUUUUAAAGCACAUUGAGUAAAAACGCAAAGUCAUCUGUUUAAAAAAACUACAAAACUGUUAAUAUGCUAUGAAUUGAUCUUGGACAUGAUUGUACAUUUAAAUAAUUAUGUCAAUAUUUACUGGAAUAACAUAUUUGCAAAGCUGUUGCUUAUUUUCUAUGGUCUUUUAAUGUGUUUGAAACAACAAAUGGAGUGAUAAGAUAGGAUGAACAUUAUGGCACUGUGCAAAUCAUGGCAUCCUGCUCUGGCUCACACAGCACAAAGGCUUACACACCGAAGGUAGAGUUGCCAGUAUGUGGAGACAGCAGUUUUCCAUGAGCCUAAUGUGACAAGUGUAUCAGUACUUGAGUUUGGCUCUCUGUCACUCAACAGGCCAGGAUCUAACUUAAGAGUUCAUGUACUUUGAGUUUGUGGCAUAAUUAUCCAUUCUUUCAGAGGUCUUCAUUCUAUGUUUUAUUUACUCUGCCUUUCCUCAUUGUUGAGACCUAUUAGCUUAUGGCAGCAAAUAACAGACUUAUUUUUGACUCAAAAACCCUUUCUUCUACUCACCCUUCUAUUUUCUGAGCUUAAAAAAAAAAAAAAACUAUUGGAGACAUCUGAUAGGGUUUCAUUGUCAAGCUGAUAAACUUAAACAUUAAAAUCAUACUAAACACCUGAAGGCCAAAGAAAAUCUAGCACAUGAAUUUCUUUCAUUUGCAGAGUUUUCACAUUGUAUAUUCCAGGUUGAGCCAGAUCGUCAGUAAAUGUAAAAGUAAAAAGUGAAGAGCAACAUUACCCUGGAACAUGAGAGAGAGGAGGCAGAGAUGAAGACCAAUUCUGUAAUCCAUAUUUUUAGAGUAGGGAUAUUUUUACCUUCUUACUAUCUUUUCUCUCAUAUCUCUCUUCUCUAGACAGAUGCACAGGUAGAUGGAUGGAUGGAUGGAUGGAUGGAUGGAUGGAUGGAUAAUAUAUAUUUUCCUCCAGCUUUUCUGAAUGUCUGGGCAGCAUGAUAAUAGAACAUACUUCGUAAUGUCCCCCAUUUAGUUUUGGAAGAACCCAUGAAAAAAGUGGAAUAUCCUUUUCUCAUAAGAAGAUUCUGAGAUUAGAAGUCUCUGUAUAUAUAAUUAGAUCCAAAAAUAAAAGCGAUUUGGAAAAUUUAGGACACAUUUUUUUUUUCUGGGUGAAAUUUUGUUUUGAUUCUGAGAUACCCACACACAUCACAGGCAUUACAGUCAUGUCUAACCACUAGCAGGUAAAAUUCUACUGUUCACUCAUGAAUGCCAGAAAAAUUCAAGUUUACUUGAAAAUGUAUUUAACAUCUCCUAAAUGCCAAGUAUACUCCUUUAGGUUCAUGAGACUUUCUUUCUAGUAUACUCAGACAUACUCUAGUUACACCAAUAGCUUAUUAUAAGAUAUAGAAAAUGUCAAGUAAUUUUAGAAAAAAGUUAUUUAUGAAAAUAUAUGUAAAAUAUUUUUGUGCCCUUUAAAUUUAAGAUAAAGCAAUAAGAUCAAUGCAAUUAAACAAAAUCCAUAUGAGAAUGAUCCAUCUAGAAAAAUAGUGACACUGACUUCCUUGUCUGAAACACACAUGGCUUUAUUUAGUAUUCAAGUUGAAACUUUAAAUCCAAGUGGACUCUCUCAGGGCAAAAAAGAAAUAGUCCAUGCAGCAUGAGAAACCAUUGCACAGUUCUGCUCUGUUAACAACAUUAUAGUAGGCAUCACACCAAGCCACAACAAAAUUGGGUGUUACAGAUUAUAAAAUUUUAAUAAUGAUGCUACAUAGGAUCUUAUUUUUGAAUAUAUGGAAAGUUAUGCUUAUAAUUAUCAAUAGUAAUCCAUGAUUAAAAGCCUCAUUAUCACUAAGCAAUGAAGUUAAUGGGAAAAAAUGGUAAUGAACAGCCAUACUCUUCCUAGGAACAAGAAAGUGUACUCCUAAAGGCCAGGCUUUAGUUUUUAAAGUUUCCUAUGAUCAAAGGGCUGAGGUGACCCUUUCAAGAGUUAGAAGGGAAUCAGCACUGUCUUCAGUAAACAGACUGUAUGGGACUAACGAAAAAAUCUGGGUCUAGUGAAGCAUAAAAAUGGAAAGUGGGCCUCUGAAAAUUUUCCUUGGACAUUUGUAAAGAUAAAUGCUUCUUCAGGAAAGUCUUUAAUAAGCAAGAAUUACUUCACUGGAAGAAACUCUUGUUUUCACAUUAAACAAACAUUGAGUACAGUGGAGACUGGACUUGAGAGGAUCAUGAAAGUCUAAUUCAAAGUCCUGAUUACCCCCCAUUCUACAUUUUUAUUAAAAAUAUUGGCAGAUAUAUCUAGAUUAAUUGUCAUAAUUCUGGAUUUUGUGUCCAGGUGGACAUGACAUAACACUGGCAGUUUUAGGCUUUACUAGAUGCACAUGGACACAAACUAUGGUGCCAUUGCAGAGCCCGAAGCAGGAGUGACAUAUGGGCAGGUCCUUUCAGCUCACUCAGGGUACACAGGAUACCUCAGCAUCUCUUGGGGUAAAAGUCAGUUCUAGUCGGCCAUAUUCAGUGCCAUUGCCAGGGCCAUCUUCUGGGUUGAUCAGCUCCUGUGCAUUCUUCCUGGGAGCUGACUGAUGCAUCUGCACAGGCAUUUUUUCUCUCUGCUUACAGUGAGGGGUGAGUCAUUCACAAUGGAGCCCCAUAGAACCUGGUGCCUAUGAAGUGGCUUUUAAAUAGAUGGCUCAGGAGGCACAUCUUUGCAUUAUCUUUGCUCCUCUGGUAUGGUCUAUCUUGGGGAAAGAGCUUUGUAUACUACCGUACUUGUCUUUGAAUGAGCAUAUAUGUGAUGACAUAGAAUUACAGCCAUAGUCCAAUAUACAUAGCUUUAUGGUAAGAACCUAUAGCCAUAGGUGUUAUCCAGUAACUGAUUCUAGAGAUAGACUUUGAAAUAUGCCUUUCCUUUUUCCUUGCUUUAGUGAUAUUUUUAUACAGUUUUAUAUGCUGUCAAUUUUUAAAAAUAUACUUGCUAUUUUUAUUUGUAGAGCUAAGUUAGGUUUUAUCAACUCUUGUGCUCACUGUAUAGCCAUAUACCACCAUCAAUUUUUAUGUAUCCUAUCCCUGUUUUAUACCCUUUUACUCCUGUCUUCUCUCAUUGUUUUUACCUGUCAAAAAUCUCUUCAUUUGCUUCUACCCAGGUAGCCCAUUCUACUUGCAGGGUCACCUGAGCACACAGAAACACAAAAUUAUAGGAAACUCAAGAGCAUCUUCCAGUGUAAUGCACGUGAGGAAGUGUUAGUGUCAAGGGAAAGGUGGGUACAUGGGAAGGAGAAAGCAGGUUGGUGAAAUGAAAGCAUACAAAAGGGAUUCUUCAAGGAAGGCAAAUUGCUUGUAGGCUAAUGUGAUGUUGUUGUUAUCUUCCUUGAGUGGAGAACUCAGUCUAUGCUGCUACAGGCUCUUCUUCGGAUUCUGAAUCUCAUCGUGGCCUGUGGACAAUUCCUAAUGAGGAGCCUCCUUGGUCAGAUGUGAAUGGAAAAUGACACUUAUCUCCUAAGCCUUAAAUUUUGCUACCAUCAAAUCAAAAUAGCUAUCUGGAUUUGUGGGAAAUGUCCAAUCAAUAUCAAGAACAUUUAGCAAGACCAGAAAAGAAAGAAGGCAGAGCCAGAAUUCCAAACCCACCUAGACCAUGCUGCAUACAUCAUUCAUGAAGAAAAAAGAAGAGUUGCUAAACAUGUUCUGCAGGUCUCUUCCCAAUGGAAAUGGUUCUGUUUUUACUUUAAGGCAGUGAUAUUAUGUGUUUCCAAGAUGUGAAAUGUGUUUUAGACAGGUUUCAGUUUGUACUUGCACAUCAGAGGGCAAGAAAAUGACCAUCCAUUCUAAGUCUGUCCCCUAGAUGCUACUAUAUGUUGAAAAUUGUUUAAAUGCUAUAACACCCCAUCUCCAAUUGCAAAAUUAGACCUUGGUAUUCAUGUAAACAGAAUGCCUAAUUGCUGUCAGAGUUAAAGAUGUGUUUGUUUAUUGGAAGUCUUUAUUGCACAUAUACCCCUUUGAUGUAUAAUUUCCUCUAACAUCUCAUAAGUGAUUGUAUGUACUGAUUACCAAAUAAAAGCAAUGAGUUAACCUCUGAACUAGAA
Messenger RNA from Jaculus jaculus (lesser Egyptian jerboa), 8424 nucleotides. It is a transcript of the gene Pde1c, whose product is annotated as phosphodiesterase 1C. Gene Ontology annotation, molecular function: 3',5'-cyclic-nucleotide phosphodiesterase activity. Gene Ontology annotation, biological process: signal transduction. Bases 223 to 2490 code for a protein of 755 amino acids. NCBI's taxonomy places the organism in Eukaryota, Metazoa, Chordata, Mammalia, Rodentia, Dipodidae. The transcript is spliced from 18 exons. The record is from RefSeq and is a predicted model, not a curated record.